Molecule: messenger RNA, 2176 nt
Organism: Cataglyphis hispanica
Lineage: Eukaryota; Metazoa; Arthropoda; Insecta; Hymenoptera; Formicidae
Gene: shu
Product: inactive peptidyl-prolyl cis-trans isomerase FKBP6
Exons: 6
Coding region: 152-1489 (445 amino acids)
Molecular function (GO): protein binding; peptidyl-prolyl cis-trans isomerase activity
Source: RefSeq, a predicted model, not a curated record
CUCUAGUCUCUGACCUCUAAUCUCUAACCAAAGAAAAAGCAUUCCACGAAAAUCGCCGGCAUUGACGCUCUCAGGCUUCUCUUUCUUUCUGCCAAAAGUGAACUGAAAAAUCAAGAAUAUUUCUUUGCGAUUCAGAAUUUCAUUUAUUAAAAUGGCAAAACACAUAAUAGAUCCUGAAAUGAAUGGAUUCAGACUCGAAGAUUUAAUAAGCGAAGAUGGAGUUACUUUUGAAAUUGGAGACGAGUAUCACGAUGAUGAUGAUGAAGAGUUCUCAUAUUCUCCAUUUGUACAAUUUAGCAAUGAGGAAAUGCUAAAUAUGUUAAACAUGAAUGAUUUUGAAGAUGAAGAUGAUACGAAUGAUGAGAAAGGAUUUCAAUCCCUUUGUGGCGUGAGCUUUGCGAAAUUAAAAGCAAAGAUGACAAGUUUAACUACAAAUCAAAAAGUCAUGAAAUUUGUUAAGCAAAAGGGUGUUGGAGAGAUUGUUCCUUUUAAUGCUCAAGUCACUAUUCAUUAUAUUGGAUAUUUUGAAGACAGAGAUGAACCUUUUGAUUCAACUUACUCUUCUGGAAAGCCAAGGACGCUGCGUUUAGGUCAAGGGUAUAUUAUACCUGGUUUAGAGAUUGGCAUAUGUACUAUGCAGAAGCAUGAAAAAGCAAUAUUUCUGAUACAUCCUAAUCUAGCUUAUAAAGAGAUUGGUUGUCCGCCACGUAUCCCUCCUAAUGAAGAAGUAAUAUUUGUUGUUCAUUUAAUUGAUUAUCUUGAUGAUGGUUCUGCAGAUACUUAUCAAAAUCUUAAAAUAGAAGAAAAGCAUUCAUUUAGACAUGUGGUAGAGCCUGUCUUACAUAUGUUUGUGGCUGCUAAGGAUAGUUGUAAAAAGUUUAAUACCAAAUGGGCAAUACGAGAAUAUAAAAAAAUAAUUAGUUGCUUAGAAAAUGUGCAAUUAAGAGAUAGUUUGGAAGAGAAAGAAAUGAAUGAAUUGCUUACAAAGGCUUACACUAAUCUUGCAAUAUGUUAUAAUAAAAUAAACUUACCACGUAAUGCCUGCAUAGCCUGUAAGCGAGCGCCAUUACCAACAGCUAAAACUCAUUAUAAUUUUGGUAAAGCUCUAUGUAAUCUUGGAGAUUAUGCUGAAGCAAUGAAGGAGUUGCAAAAAGCUUAUACAUUGCAGUCGCAUAAUGAAGAUAUUAGACAAGCAAUUCAGCUAACCAAUACCAAACAUCGCCAAUAUCUGGAAAUUGAAAAACGCUUGUGGAAAAAUUGCUUCAAAUCUGGAAAUAAACAAAUAGAAGUUAAUGAAUUCCGAAAAGUUAUACGUGAUAUAUGUGAAACUGUUAUCAAUGGUAAUGAUAUAAGACACCCUGUUCCUGAAGGUCUCAUAGAAGAAGAGCUUCAAAUUGUACGUGAAGAAGCUGCUAUGUUAGGAUUGAAUAUUGUUACAUAUUCAAGAUUUGGCAAGGAAAUUGUGUAUCUUCAAAAGAGCAAAGCAUAAAAUUUAGUUCUUGUUUACUGAAAUUACAAUAUCAAAGAAUUCUUAAUGCCAUGUUGGAUUGUUAUAAGUUAUAAUGGUAAUGUUGUAAUAAUAAUAUCAUUAUUUUGAAAUUUUGAGCGAAUCUUAAACUUUUUCUUUUUUGAUUACUUGAUUGUCAAUGCUUAAGUUUUUUAAUGAGUUGUUGGGGAAAUUUAUAGGAUAAUUUAUAUAAGAUAAAUAAGUUUGUUGGCUCUUUACAAGAAAGUAAUUUCUAGUACUUUUCUUUACUUAUGAAAUUCCAACAUUGUAUCCUUAAAUAUGUUGAUAGAAUGCAAUCACAUUCCCUAAGAUUAAAUAUUAGUUUUUCUAUCUAUUAAGUUUAUAACUUUGUGAUAAUCUUAUAUUAUCUUAUAUUACAUAUUUUUUUAUACCAAAAAAAUACAAUAAUUAAUUUUCUCUAUAGACAAAUAUAGAUUUUAAAAGAAAAGCAUUUUUACAUUGAUGUAAUAUCUAAUUAUUAAACAUAAUUAUCUAAAUAUUGACUUUAUAUUAAAUAUUAUUUUUUUACAAAACAAAGAAAAUUUAAAAAAAGAUAAAUUUGAUAUUACACAUGCAUUAUUAGAGAUUUUAAUAUGAUGUAUGUCAUAAGAUAAGAGUUUCAUGUCAAAGAAAAUUAAUUAUCAGUGUUAAAAUAUACCAUAAGUUAGU